Postia placenta MAD-698-R-SB12 is the source of this 1695-nucleotide messenger RNA. RefSeq lists its product as hypothetical. Lineage: Eukaryota; Fungi; Basidiomycota; Agaricomycetes; Polyporales; Adustoporiaceae. Gene Ontology annotation, molecular function: flavin adenine dinucleotide binding; monooxygenase activity. Bases 1 to 1695 code for a protein of 564 amino acids. The record is from RefSeq and is a predicted model, not a curated record. The transcript has 15 exons.
AUGGCCACCAGCGAUGCAAAGCCCAUAUCAUCUUGGGAUGGCCCUCACCAACUGCCGACCACCGAUUGCCUUGGUGUGCAGAUCCCGGAGGGUACCUCGCCUGUACAGGUCUUUUGGCGGGACCUGCUUGCGCUCUCUUGGGAUAUCCGUACACUUAUAGGCGCUACUCGCAUUAACGACUACCUCGAGAAACAUCUGGCUAACUCGGGCUUGCGUGAUCUUACGAUUUCAGACAAACCAUGGUUGGAGCCCACUCUCGAGAAGCCAUACCCCGACUUGACCUUUGUUCAGUUCGCAUUCACAUUUGAGAACGCUGUCGGGAUAGGGUCCGGCCUUGCUCGCCUGGUGUACACCGGCGGUGUAUGGAAGGCUUGGACAAUGUUCACAAGUCUCGGUUCUUUAAGAGAAUUUCCAGAGAAGAUCGGUCCUCUCCGUGAUGCAACCAUGUAUCAGGGUACUUGGACAGAAAAGCGGCGCGCAGAGACGGAUAUGGAAGGCGGCAAACCUGCCGUCGUGAUCGUCGGUGCUGGUCACAGUGGACUAGAGACCGCCGCUCGUCUUAAGUACAUUGGCGUUCGCGCACUGGUUGUUGAGAAAAAUGCUAAAAUAGGCGACAACUGGCGACAUCGCUACAAAACUCUGUCUUUGCAUGACACAGUUUGGUUUGAUCAUUUGCCAUACAUGUUAUUUCCAUCCACAUGGCCCGUUUAUGCUCCUGCGCAAAAGCUGGGAGAUUUCCUGGAGAGCUAUGCUCACCAUAACGAGCUUGAUGUUUGGACGUCGUCAACGGUGAAAGCAGCUCAGUGGAAUGAGAAAGACAAGACCUGGGCUAUCACUGUUCAGAGGCGCGAUUCCGUCAGAGUGCUGUGCGCCAGACAUGUCGUCUUCGCAACUGGCUAUGGCGCCGGAAACCCAAAUGUUCCGGAUAUUCCUGGUCGGGACAAAUUUGUGGGGAAGGUCAUUCACUCUACUCAAUACACGUCAGCGGAGGAGUUCCUAGACAAGAAGGUUGUUGUUGUUGGGGCUUGCACAUCAGCCCAUGACAUUGUCCAUGACUCCUAUAACCAUGGCAUUGAUGUUACGAUGUUCCAACGAUCAGCCACGUAUGUCAUCUCGAAACAAGCUUCUGGAGACAGCCUGAAGGAGCUGUACAACGAUCGAGUGCCAUUAGAGAUCGCCGAUCACUACACAUUCUCGACUCCUCUUGCGCUCCUGCGACUAAUGUCUCAGCGUGCUGUGCCAACGAUUGCUGCCACUACCGAUAAGUCUAUCCUGGACGGUCUAGCGCGAGUAGGCUUCAAGACAAACAUGGGAUACGAUGGUGCUGGCAUCUUUCCACUCUGGCAGAGUCGUGGCGGAGGAUACUAUAUCGAUACUGGAGCGUCGCGGCUCAUUGCUGAUGGUAAAAUCAAACUCAAGAGCGGAGGAUCUAUUGCAUCCUUCACCCGUACCGGGCUUCGCUUCUCAGAUGACUCCGAGAUCGCCGCCGAUGUAGUCAUCUUUGCCACAGGCUUUGGAGACAACCGAGAGAUAGUCAAGGAUAUCUGUGGUCCAGAUGUGGUUUCCAAAGUCAAGCCUGUAUGGGGCCUCGACUCUGAGGGCGAACUUAGUGCCAUAUACCGUGACUCCGGUCAUGAGCGUCUAUGGUUUGCCCUGGAGAUCAAAGCAAUUGAAGAGGGUCUUGUGGGUGCUUGA